Messenger RNA from Schistocerca americana (American grasshopper), 795 nucleotides. RefSeq lists its product as uncharacterized. The record is from RefSeq and is a predicted model, not a curated record. The coding region runs from base 91 to 546 and encodes 151 amino acids. The transcript has 4 exons. Lineage: Eukaryota; Metazoa; Arthropoda; Insecta; Orthoptera; Acrididae.
AGAUAACGUAGUGGGGCAGUCCGCUGAGAACAUGCGUCGCAUCGAAACGUCAGUCGCUGAAGUAGCAGAAAGCGGACGGGCCAGUGCAUCAUGAGGCUACGUGUGUUAGCUCUGGUGCUGACGGCGGCAUGCGUCGCCGCUCUUGUCCAGAUGCCACGACAUCCCUGCCGCCGCGGCUGGAACAGCAGUCGGUGCCUCUCCAGUCUGUGUAGGCGGAGGGGCGGCGUGUUCCUGCCCAACAUUAGCGGUUGUCGUGGCUGCGGCGCCUGCGUCAAGUUCUUAGGUCUGGGCGAGUCCUGCGCUGAACGAGGAAACUCAAUUACAUUUCCGCAGCUCGUGUGCAGCAGACGCCUACAAUGCGACCCGGAGACCAAGAAAUGCGUUCCUCUUUCUGUCUCUACCGCUGCCAGAAACUCUACGGUACCACCAAUGAAGAUCAAACCCAGAUGUGGAAGGCGGAGGACGUGCUUCAGAUGCUUCUGCCAGAGAUCCCGAUGGCCAAAACUUAAUCUGUCUAAUUCCACCCUCCACAGGCAGUACCGUUAACAUAAGCACAAGUGUUUACUUUCUCGAUCGUUCUCUAAACAUUCAAUGAGUCGGCUUUUUAGAGGCCAAUCAUCGAAAUUUGACGCAUCUACAGCCUUCCUAUAAGAAAAAAGGUUGUUGAUACAGAGUUGAGGAUAUCUGCCACCUUUAAUUUUCUUUGGCCAAUGAUAUGCAGAUUUACUGACAUUUAUAUCGUUCUACAUUAGACUGCUAAGUGGAAAUAAAGCUUUAGUUUCGCCACUACUAAAA